This is a messenger RNA of Rhagoletis zephyria (snowberry fruit fly), 2851 nucleotides long. It is a transcript of the gene Usp5, whose product is annotated as ubiquitin specific protease 5. NCBI's taxonomy places the organism in Eukaryota, Metazoa, Arthropoda, Insecta, Diptera, Tephritidae. Gene Ontology annotation, biological process: protein deubiquitination. Gene Ontology annotation, molecular function: cysteine-type deubiquitinase activity; protein binding; zinc ion binding. The record is from RefSeq and is a predicted model, not a curated record.
AAUGUCAUAUUCCUAAAAUAACAUUUGCAUUGACGCAUAAUUUGUUAAAUUGCUGAAUAAUUGCGAGAAAACUUGUGUUGUAUAGAUAUUACAUUUAAAUAUAAUAAUUUAGGGUAAAAUACGCAGUAAAUAUUUUACAUUAAACGCAAUAUAUUUGUUGUGUAAUUGAUUAAAACGUUACCAGCUAUUUACAAAGUGAUGGAACAGUUGCAGAAACAAUUGGCGAAAAUUCGUGUACCAUGCGAUAAUGUACCCAUUUAUAAAGAUGAGUGCGUCUACUCCUAUGAUACACCAGAAACUCCUACAGGACUUUACGUGAGCUUAAGCAGCUUUUUGGGCUUUGGCGAAGCAUAUGUGAAACGAUAUGCUGAAAAGACUGGAAAUGCAGUAUUCUUGCAUAUACAUCGCAUUAAGACACCCAAAGAAAAUGUUGAUGGUGCUUGCGCUGAUGAAGGAGGGCCGGAACGCAAAAUAACCCGAUUAGCUAUAGGCGUUGAGGGAGGUUACAAUGAUGCAAACGAAAAGAAAUACGACAUUAAAGAUUCGUAUAGUAUUGUUGUAAUGCCGGAUAUUGAUAAGAAAUUGGUAUUCCCUGAUGAACAAUUGCCGCUGCUGGUAACACAAUCAGUUGAAGCAGUUCUAGCACAAGAAUCAGCUAUAGCAAAAUUAGAAAAACAAACGCUAGCUGGUACUUGGGAUGGUGAAGUACGUCAAGUGUCCAAGUAUUCAGAUAAUUUAAUCCAGCUAGAUAAUGGCAAGAAAAUACCACCGUCCGGCUGGAAAUGCGAAAAAUGUGAACUAACAAAUAAUUUAUGGCUCAACUUAACCGAUGGCUCUAUUCUUUGUGGGCGAAAAUUUUUCGAUGGUUCGGGUGGAAAUGAUCAUGCUGUAGAAUAUUAUCGGGAAAUGGGUUAUCCAUUAGCUGUCAAACUGGGUACUAUAACUGCUGAUGGAAAAUCUGACGUUUUCUCAUAUCCAGAAGAUGACAUGGUUAUUGACACACAUCUGGAGAAGCAUCUUGCUCAUUUUGGUAUUAAUAUGGCAGCGAUGAAAAAGAGUGAAAAGACUAUGGUUGAAUUGGAAAUAGAAAUUAAUCAGCGCAUUGGUGAAUGGUCAUUGUUGACCGAAAGCGAUAGCGAGUUACAGCCAUUGGCUGGUCCAGGCUAUACGGGUAUGAGAAACCUCGGCAACUCGUGUUACAUUAACAGUGUAAUGCAGGUUAUAUUUACACUGCCCGACUUCAUCAAGCGAUACGUAGGAGACGGUGCCGAAAAAUACUUUAACGCAUUUCCCUCAGAUCCGGCAAAUGAUUUUAACAUACAAAUGGCUAAGCUGGGUAAUGGCCUGUGGUCAGGCAAAUACAGCAGCAUUUCGGAGAAUUCACUUGAUUCUGAGUUUACAGGCAUUUCGCCAGCUAUGUUCAAAAAUGUCAUUGGCAAAAAUCAUCCCGACUUUAGUACGAAACAGCAACAAGAUGCUUAUGAUUUUUAUCUACAUCUUAUCAACAUUAUCGAGCGAAAUUCGCGCAAUGAACCGAAUCCUGUAGAAAGUCUCACGAUCAAUUUGGAAGACCGUGUGGAGUGCAUGAGCAGCAAAAAGGUAAAGUACACACAUCGUGAUGACUUUUGUUUGCCAUUGGAAAUACCCUUAGAUAAAGCUACAAACUUAGAUGAGGUCAAAGAGUAUUUGGAGCGUAAAGCCGCUCAAGGCAAAAACAAUAGCAGCGACAAAAAUGUAGUGCGCCACAAAGUGCCUCUACAAGCUUGCUUAGAACGCUUUUUCGCACCUGAAGUACUUGAUCAAUUCUACUCGUCGGCUGCAAACUGCAUAACCACUGCCAGAAAGAAUACCCGACUUGGGAAUAUGCCUGAUUUCUUAAUGUUGCAUUUGCGCAAGUUCACACUCGGCGCCGAUUGGGUCCCAAAAAAGUUAGAUGUGUCGGUUGAUAUGCCAGAUGAAUUAGAUCUCAGCAACUGGCGCGCCUCUGGUAUGCAACCAAAUGAGCAGCCACUACCAGAAACGGAAGAAAAGCCCAAGUUUUCGUUUGAUGAAAAUCUAAUGGGCGAACUUAUGCAAAUGGGAUUUCCACGCGAAGCUUGCAAGCGUGCGGUAUUUCACACUAAAAAUAUUAGUUUAGAAGCAGCUUCCAAUUGGCUCAUGGAGCAUAUUGGCGAUGCAGACAUCUCAGAACCGUUUGUUUUGCCUGCAGAUGGAAUGGGCGGUAGAAAAGCAGCAGAAUUCACAGCGAAUCCCGAAAGUGUAGCUAUGUUAAUGAGUAUGGGCUUUGAAGAGCGUCAAGCGACUAAGGCAUUGAAAGCAACCGAUGGCAAUAUUGAACGUGCAACAGAUUGGAUUUUCUCACAUGCCGACGAUAUGGACACAGAUGAAAACACCCCAACUAAUGUCAGCACAGAUACAGGUACUACGCAGAAAAAAACAUACCGUGAUGGUGUAGGAAAAUAUAAGCUUGUAGCUUUCGUCUCUCACAUGGGAACAUCAGCCCAAGUUGGUCAUUAUGUGUGCCACAUACAAAAAGAUGGACGAUGGGUGAUCUUCAACGAUAGCAAAGUAGCACUUUCGCAAAAUCCACCAAAAGAUCUCGGCUAUUUAUAUUUAUAUAAGCGAUAUGAGUAAUAUGACAAAUUAGAGGUGGUUAGUAAAAAAUGCGCAUUUUAAAAGAACUUGCCUUUAUUUAAAUAUUGAAUUCUUAAAUUAUGACACUUAGUAUUAAAUGCAAAGAACUGAACAAUUUUAAUACAUCAAGAAAUAUAGCUUAUCAUCGCAGUUGAAUUAAUAAAUGUACGCAGUGACGAAAAAAAAACAUAAAUCGAGUAAAUUUAGCAAAUCUUAA